UUUCUCGAAGGUUCCAAGGCCAGAGGGAAAAGGCGGGAAAUCAGCGGAAGCGUGGCUCCGAGCCGACGGAGCCAGCGAGGCGGUCACGUGACCGGCGCGCUGCCUGCCGGGAGCUGCGCCCCGGGCGCCUGCGCAGAGGAGCACGAAGCCUUGGCGCUCCCACGCUUCUGAGGAGGGCAGGUCGUGGCCGAAUCUCCCCUCGCGAGUGGGACAAGAGGUUUGUACCUCCAGAGUAUGAUGGCAAACCACCUCGUAAAACCUGAUUCUAGAAACUGCAAGAGGUCAAGAGAAUCGGAGCCUCAGGUGUCAGAUAGUCCACAAGUACCCUCUCUUGGAAAAUCGGAUUCUUCUUUCUCUGAAUGUUCUGGACUCCUUUAUAAAGAGGAAACCCUGGAGAAGGAUUUGAGUGAUAUGAGCAAGGAAAUUAAUCUGAUGUUGUCUACAUAUGCAAAGCUUUUGAGUGAGAGAGCAGCAGUAGAUGCAUCUUACAUUGACGAGCUAGAUGGACUCUUCAAAGAAGCCAAUAGUAUUGAAAACUUUCUGGAGCAAAAAAGAGAGUUCGUGAGGCAGAGGUUCACAUUGAUUACCAACACCCUGCACAAGUAAAGUGUCUAUACCAACUGAAAGUCCAUUCCUAUUAUUGCUGUAGUCUACUUGUUAAAGAAAAUACAUGUAGUGAACUGUAACUUUUUCUAAUUUAAAGGGGGUUUUAACCUGAACAGUAAUAUGAAGUUUGUAAUCUUUCUUUUGAGGGUCAAAUAUUUGGCACAUUAUAUAAAAAUAUAAAUUAAAAAUUAUAUAUGUGUUCUUUUUUCCUCCUUUACUUUUAAAUUGCUUAACCCUUCUUAAACUGUGAAAGAGGACUCUGUUAAUUUGAUUAUGUCUAACAGUAUUUGUUUAAAUAGCAGCUAAUUUUGGAGAUAGUUUUAAAUGUUUUUUUUGGUUAGUAUUAUAAAAGAACAUUAAACAUUAAAAGUAAUUUGUCCAGUUUUUCAACAUAUAAUAAAAUAUAACUGUGCUACUGCUAUUUAAUAUUACCAUUUAAUUAUUUUUACUUUUAACCAUUAUAUUUGACUAAUAAAAAUUUGGCUUAAAACAUUUUCAUGUGAUAAAAGUAGUAAAAUAAAAAUUGAAAAUUA
Messenger RNA from Peromyscus eremicus (cactus mouse), 1139 nucleotides. RefSeq names its product testis expressed 12 (gene Tex12). Bases 235 to 606 code for a protein of 123 amino acids. Lineage: Eukaryota; Metazoa; Chordata; Mammalia; Rodentia; Cricetidae. The transcript is spliced from 5 exons. Gene Ontology annotation, cellular component: central element. Gene Ontology annotation, biological process: synaptonemal complex assembly. The record is from RefSeq and is a predicted model, not a curated record.